AUGGCUGGAACAAGGGCCCUUUUGAUGCUGGAAAAUUUCAUAGAUGGGAAAUUUUUACCUUGUAGCUCAUACCUAGAUUCCUACGAUCCCUCUACAGGGGAAGUGUACUGCCGAGUGCCAAACAGUGGAAAAGAAGAGAUCGAAGCCGCGGUGGAGGCCGCCAGAGCAGCUUUUCCGGGCUGGUCCUCCCGGAGCCCCCAGGAGCGCUCGCAGGUGCUGCAGCGGCUGGCGGAUUUGCUGGAACAGUCCCUGGAGGAGCUGGCCCAGGCUGAAUCCAGGGACCAAGGGAAAACCCUAACCCUGGCGAGAACCAUGGACAUUCCCCGGUCUGUACAGAACUUCCGGUUCUUCGCUUCCUCCAUCCUGCACCACACGUCCGAGUGCACACAGAUGGACCACCUGGGCUGUCUCCACUACACGGUUCGGACCCCCGUGGGCAUCGCUGGUCUGAUCAGUCCCUGGAAUCUGCCCCUCUACUUGCUGACCUGGAAGCUGGCUCCAGCGAUCGCUGCUGGCAACACUGUGAUAGCCAAGCCCAGCGAGCUGACUUCUGUGACCGCGUGGAUGAUGUGCAAACUCCUGGAGAAAGCAGGUGUUCCACCAGGUGUUGUAAAUAUUGUGUUCGGAACGGGACCCAGGGUAGGCGAGGCACUGGUGUCCCACCCAGAGGUGCCCCUCAUCUCCUUCACUGGGAGCCAGCCCACGGCUGAGCGGAUCACACAGCUGAGUGCUCCCCACUGCAAGAAGCUCUCGCUGGAGCUGGGGGGCAAGAACCCUGCCAUCAUCUUUGAAGAUGCCAACCUGGAGGAGUGUGUUCCGACCACAGUCAGGUCCAGCUUUGCCAACCAGGUCAGAAGUUACAUCAAGAAAGCUCGCAUGGAAGGAGCCCAAAUUCUGUGCGGUGAGGGAGUGGAUAAGUUAAACCUCCCCCCCAGGAAUCAAGCAGGGUACUUCAUGCUUCCCACGGUGAUAACAGACAUUAAGGACGAGUCCUGCUGCAUGAAGGAAGAGAUAUUUGGUCCGGUGACGUGUGUCGUCCCCUUUGAUAGUGAAGAGGAAGUGAUUCAAAGAGCCAACAGUGUUAAAUAUGGACUGGCCGCCACGGUGUGGUCAGGCAACGUGGGGCGUGUCCACCGGGUGGCCAAGAAGUUACAGUCAGGCUUGGUCUGGACCAACUGCUGGCUCAUCAGAGAGCUGAACCUGCCUUUCGGGGGGAUGAAGAGUUCUGGUGUGGGUAGAGAAGGAGCCAAGGACUCUUAUGAAUUCUUCACUGAAAUCAAAACCAUCACCAUUAAACACUGACCUUGGCCAUUGGAGAAGCUGUUACAGUUGACGCCUGGCUGCAGAGAGAAUCAGUCAUCCAGUGUGAUGAACGGAAUUCCUGGCAUAAAUUUCAGCCACGUCUUGACUCAGCAGAAGGUUAUCUCUAUAGCUUAUCCUCUGUACUUAGUAUUUUUACCCUCUGGUGAAGAUAUGCUAUUUCUUUUCAGUGAAGAGUUGAAGAAUAGGAAGGCACAAAAAGGAAGCCAGACAAUGAUCAGGCUCCUCUUAACUUGUGUCUUCAUAGUAUUUUUUCAUCAUUUUGAUAAAAUUCUUGGAAAUUCACAGAUAACCAGAUUUAUUUUUU
Lagenorhynchus albirostris (white-beaked dolphin) is the source of this 1627-nucleotide messenger RNA. RefSeq names its product aldehyde dehydrogenase 8 family member A1 (gene ALDH8A1). The coding region runs from base 1 to 1302 and encodes 433 amino acids. Gene Ontology annotation, biological process: retinoic acid metabolic process. The transcript has 6 exons. NCBI's taxonomy places the organism in Eukaryota, Metazoa, Chordata, Mammalia, Artiodactyla, Delphinidae. The record is from RefSeq and is a predicted model, not a curated record. Gene Ontology annotation, molecular function: retinal dehydrogenase (NAD+) activity.